UAUGGUUGUGUGAUAAACGAACCACCACACCGACUGUGCAGCAGCAGUGAACCCUGGCGCCGAGUUCCGUAGACGGCAGAGAACGAGUCGGAACACAUGAGCCACUUAGAUAAGCCAGGGGGAUCCAGGAGACAAAGAAUCACCAUGGCGACCCAUACAGGUGUCUCCAAGGCCGGAUCCGAGAGGGAUUCUGGCUGUUCAGACGCCAGCUCCGGCUACCUCAGUGCCGUGGACCUGACUGACUUAGAGGAGAGCGGGAGGACCGCGUCCGCUGUUGGCCUGGACCACACAGCCGUGGUGGGUCGCUCUUACCCGGGAAUCAACCCCAUGAUCAUCAUGAACAACUUUGUCCUGAAGCAGUCCAACUCCGUCCCCCCGCCAGAGAAGCAGUGGAGCUUCCCCUCGUCCGUGGAGGUGGUGCCUCCAUCCCAGGUGGUGCUCCUCCAGCCGAUGGUGUCCAACUGCAGCGUCGCUCCCGCGAAGACCACCCCCGAAAAUAGCACCCAACCAAAAGACUACCUGCCGAUCCUCAAGUCCUACCCCAGAAUCGCGCCCCACCCUGGGGAGCGACCGUCGAAGCGCCAGGGAUCCGCCUCCCUGAGGACCGGCUCCGCCCCGGGACACGGCAAACACCGGCGGCGCCCGCACCACAGCAUCCGGCCCUACAGCUCGCCCAGCGCCACGCCCAUACGCCGGGCGCCGGUCAUGGCCCUCCCCCGACCCGACUCCCCGGCCCCGGGCGCCGACGGCCCGCCUCCCCCCGACGAGAAGCUCCGCCCGCUGCUCGCCGCCGCGGUGGCCCCGCGCGACCCCCCCGACCUGGCGCCGGCGGGCGACGGCCACCACGACGCCGUGCCCCAGGACGCGCUCGCCGACCACGGCAACAAGCUGAAGCGCUUCAGCAACACCUGUAACAUCCUCAGCAAGUCGGGCCUGCUGGGCAUCACCCUGCGCACCAAGCAGCUGAUGAGGGACAACCGCCGCACGCAGGGCCAGCUCCGGCUGCUCCAGGAGCACACCGACCUGCUCAUGGAGGCGCUCCGGACCGGAGACCCGCGCACCUGGACCCGGCUGCAGCUCGCCAUGCAGGACAAGGCCUCGCCGCAGUGUGAGGGGCCGCAGCUAGGGGGAGCCCUGCAGGGCAUCCCUGUGUGAGGUACAGGUAGAUGGAGGAAAGCGGCAGCAUAAAGCACAGAAUGAGUGGGGCUUUCUUUUAGGAGCCCUUGCUUGUUAGCAAUUUGCCCUUUCGCUGGUACGGAAUUGCACGUAUCGUAGGCGGUAGGGCUACUGGCCUCCCAGGUGAGCAAGCGGUGAAUGCAUGCCUUACCUUACCAUCAAGGAGGUAUGUAGGGCGACCCUGAAGGGUUUGAACAGGACUCCAGUAGAGAAGGUAUUUAUGGAGUACAGUCGAGUUUUGUUCAGCCGAACUUGUUUCAUAGAGGUGAUGUUGUCUUUCUGUUUUGCUUAUUAUGAGAUACAUAGACUACUGAAGUCUUGGAACUGUAGAGGGCUGACUUACUGAAUAUUGUUUAUAUUGUUGAUGUUACUUUAUUUAUGAUUUUAUUUUUCAAUCUAUUGACGAGACUAAAGCUACAUGAAGAAUAUGACGUCAAACGCGUAGUGACGCAUGAAUUAGAUCUGGUUGAACAAUUUGCCUCUGUAGAGAUGAAAGCUUGACCGUGUGUGAUAUUAUGUAGUAGCUUGUGAUGCUAACCAUCAGAAGAGAAACAGAAUUCAAAACAUUUAAUGUUACUUAUUUCAGAUUGUUCAGAAAAAAAUAAAAAGCGUUUUAGAAGGCAGGAAGACAUUUGAUCUGUUCAUUCGGUCCAGGAUCAUGCGCCUUCGAAAAUGUCUGUGAAUCUGCUCAUAGUCUAAUUUAAGUGUAUAGUCUAAAAGAGAUCUUAUCACUUUUCCUGUUCUUAGUGGCUAAAUCAAAACGUAAUAAGUAAACAUUUAAAAAAAGAUGCUCUUACUUUGAAGGUUUGUGGUUAAAGCAGUUCUGUAUUGUUGCUCCUGGCUUAUACUGAAUAACAAUCUGAGAGAUAAUGUGAAGAAUAAUAAGCAGUGUGAAUAACACUAACAAUAGAUACAAGUAUGGUUUCAUAUUUUAUUAGGAUAACGCUAUGGGACAUCCUCUAUUUCCUCUUCAAAGCAGCGAAAGACAGUUCUUAAUACCUUUUGUCCCCUAUUCAAAAAUGGAUGAUGAUGUUCCCUUUAAGAUUACUGCUACUUAUGUAGCUACAGUACAGUGCAAAGGGUCUAAAGACACACUUCUUAUUAAACGGUUCUGCAGACGAUGCUAAACCUUUUGAUUUAGCUGCCCCACAGUUCUUAACAAAUGUGUUCCCUUUGUUGUUAAGGUAAAACUUAUUGGUUACAAAAAUACAAUGUAAUUGUCCACUAUAACACUGAAGUUGGCGUAUUCAAUUAAUGAAUGAAUUAGGUCUUCGUUACAUCCUGGGCAUUAUGCGAUUAUAACAGAUGUUACAAUAAUACAGAUUGGUAUCUAAACAGUUUCUUAAUCAAAAAGAUUGACACUAUACAUCUACAAUAUGUGUAGCGUGUAAUGAUGUGGCCCAACAGCCUGUCUGAAAAACCUUAGUUAUAUUUGGCACAUGGAGAAUCGUCGAAAAAUAGUAAAAUAUUUAUAUUAAUAAUUGUCUCAGCUGCAGUAGCCUAGCAGAUAUGUCUUGACUGAUUGGAGAGCAACACCCUGUAGAAAAUACCCCUAAAUGCAUGUAACCGUCACAUGAGGCUGUCCAGUCUUUGAUUCAAUGGGCCUGCUCUUCUCUCAUCUUCUAACACCAGACCUAGGGUCUACCAGGCCUAUCACAAACAGCUAUGACCUAAGUUCACAGUCCUAUGUACAGGGGAAGAGCAAGAACAGUAAUACUGUAGAAAGUGCAAGUGAGGAUAUGUAUAAUGACUUAAUCUAGGAGAUAAAUACAUGACAAAGUCAUGAACAAAAUAGCUGAACAUUUCCAGCGUUCUAAAACAUAGAAAGGCCUAUAUUUAGUACCUUAUGCCACAUAAAUUAACCUAAAUAAUUGUGCUGUUCCUGGGCUGGUUAACAAACAGGUUCUGACUCCCGAGUCGAAGGACGAAUUGUGCAGGUGGAAAAACAUUCCAGCGUAUGAUUAUGUAGCCUAAUAUAUCCGCCAAAAGCGUUAUACCCUACAGUCCUUAACCUAGUGGGGAGCGGUGACUCUUAGCGCGAGUCAUUCGGUGUGCGCUUUGGGGUUCGCGUGUGCCACGGCGCUCGUCUCCACCGUCCGCACGGGCCAGACGAGUCCAAGGCCCCAGCGCGUACCGAAAACGUCGCGGAGGUUGCUUCUCCAGGGGCUGCGGCUCUGAACCAGCGUGCCUCGCUGCAGCUGACACCAGGUCUGUCCGCGGGCCACCAGCAGCACCUGCUGGCAGCAGAAGCCCGCACACACCAGUCCUAUGCCGAGCCAAACGUAGAGCAUGAUGACCAGGAACAGCUGCAGCCCAGAGACGCCUCCUGGUGGGGGGAGAACGUGUGAACCACAUUUCAAAGACAGUCUAAUGAGACGCAGUCGCGUGAUUCAUGGAUUAGGGAUGGCCCGUAAUAAUAUUGAUACGCGUCAGGCGUUUACAACCAAAAGUUUGAGGGGGGCAAUAAUUCUCCUGCCACUACUUUAGUGUUCAUUGACCAAAGCUGUGAACGACUUACCUAUGAAGAAGUAACCCGUGGAGAGGGGGAGAAGGGUCAGAAAGGUCAACGGGUUCUCGAAAGAGAUGUCGUACUCCACCGUGAGAAAGGCCACUCCGAGGACCAGCGAGUAGAGGCAGGUGCACGACGUGUAGAUGCAGAACAUGAUGAAGUAGCGCAUGUUCCUGUUGCCGAUGCAGUUCCCCGUGAAGAAGCAGUGGUGGUCCCUCUUCAGGAUCACCUUCUUACACAGCUUGCAGAAAUGACGGCCGUUCAGGAGGUAGUGAGCGUCGAUCCUGUCCGAGCAAUCCGGUGAGCACACCGGGAUUACCAUCGGGUCGUUGGCGCUUUCCG
Molecule: messenger RNA, 4027 nt
Organism: Gadus chalcogrammus (walleye pollock)
Lineage: Eukaryota; Metazoa; Chordata; Actinopteri; Gadiformes; Gadidae
Gene: cipca
Product: CLOCK-interacting pacemaker a
Exons: 4
Coding region: 145-1155 (336 amino acids)
Biological process (GO): negative regulation of DNA-templated transcription; negative regulation of circadian rhythm
Cellular component (GO): nucleus
Source: RefSeq, a predicted model, not a curated record